Molecule: messenger RNA, 5333 nt
Organism: Cricetulus griseus (Chinese hamster)
Lineage: Eukaryota; Metazoa; Chordata; Mammalia; Rodentia; Cricetidae
Source: RefSeq, a predicted model, not a curated record
CGGGUGGUCCUCUGCUCCCGGAGACGAGGGAAACCUAUGGUUAUGAGGGGUGGGGAGGUAAUUACUGGGGAGAGGGUACCCCCUUGCUUUCAGAAAAUGACAGGGGAAUUGGCCAGGUGUCCUCUAAUUGAGAGGUAAGAGAAAUGAGGGCAGAAUCUUACCCGAGGGUCUGGACCUAGGAGUCAGAGGAAGGAAGACUUGGCUAGAUUAGGAGCAGGGAAACCCUGAAUUCUCAAAAGGAGAGCUGCAGGGUGUCAAAGAGAACCAGGAAGUAGGGGUUUCCUCCAUGUCUGGAGACUCUUCCCAUCCACCCAGCCCCCUUCCUUGCCUUGGCUAGUAUUAUGGAACAUUUUCGUAAGGGCUUGGGCCUGCUCUUAAUUUCUCAGUCAUAUAAUUUGAUUUUCAUCUAUACUUGAUCAAUUCCUUUGAUUAGCUACGUUCUCCCAAGCUUCUUUGGGUUAGUUUGGGCCUUAUUUUGUUGGUUCCUUAGACUCUUGAGGGAUGACUUAAAAAACAUAUCCAUUGAUACCUCCAAACACCUAUAUAGAAGACUCCAAUCUCAUUUGUAUAAAACUUCAUUUCCUUAAGUAAUAAAGUUGCAUCUUGGAGAUUUCUUUUUUUUGUUUGUUUUCAUCCGGCAGUGAUGGUGCGCACCUUUAUUCCCAGCACCAGGAGGCAGAGCAGGCAUAUUUAUUUUUGUUUUUUUGGUCGUUUGUUUGUUUGUUUGUUUUCUAGACAGGGUUUCAUAGCGAGUUCCAGACAAACCUGGGCUACAAGCAGCCCCAGCUAGCUGACUUCAUGUGAAAGAUGGCUAAUGCGGAAGUGAGUGUCCCAGUGGGAGAUGUGGUUGUGGUACCCACUGAAGGAAAUGAAGGGGAGAAUCCUGAAGACACUAAAACCCAAGUGAUCUUGCAGUUACAGCCUGUGCAACAAGGGAUUUAUGAUCCUGGGUCGGAGAACAAUGCAGCAGUUGUAGCCGUAGAAACCCACACGAUACACAAAAUUGAAGAAGGAAUCGAUACAAGCAGUAUAGAAGCAAAUGAGGAUAUGGAAAUUGCUUACCCUAUAACCUGUGGAGAGAGUAAAGCCAUUCUCCUCUGGAAGAAGUUUGUGUGUCCAGGAAUAAAUGUGAAAUGUGUCAAGUUCAAUGAUCAAUUGAUCAGCCCCAAGCAUUUUGUUCAUCUGGCUGGCAAGUCCACUCUGAAGGACUGGAAGAGAGCCAUUCGUCUAGGUGGCAUCAUGCUCAGGAAAAUGAUGGACUCUGGACAGAUUGAUUUUUACCAGCAUGACAAAGUUUGCUCCAAUACCUGCAGGAGCACCAAGUUUGACCUUCUGAUCAGCAGUGCAAGAGCUCCAGUGCCAGGCCAGCAGACAAGUGUGGUGCAGACCCCCACCUCGGCCGAUGGUAAUAUCACGCAAAUUGCCAUCUCAGAGGAGAGCAUGGAAGAGGCUGGGCUAGAGUGGAACUCAGCUCUCACUGCUGCUGUCACCAUGGCCACAGAGGAAGGCAUAAAAAAAGACUCUGAAGAAAUCUCAGAGGACACUUUGAUGUUCUGGAAAGGAAUAGCUGAUGUAGGGUUGAUGGAUGAGGUCAUCUGUAAUAUACAGAAGGAGAUAGAAGAGCUUCUCAGGGGCGUUCAGCAGCGGCUCAUCCAGGCUCCCUUCCAGGUCACAGAUGCUGCUGUUCUAAACAAUGUGGCCCAGACAUUUGGCCUCAUGGACACGGUCAAGAGAGUUUUGGACAACAGACGGAAGCAAGUGGAGCAGGGAGAAGGCCAGUAUCUCUACACCCUGGCAGACUUGGAACGGCAGUUGGAAGAGCAAAAAAAGCAAGCCCAAGAUCCUAGACUGAAACCCCAGACGGUUCAAAAUGUGGUACUAAUGCCUGUGAGCACCCCAAAGCCUCCAAAAAGACCCCGGCUCCAGCGGCCAGCCUCCACCACUGUCCUGAGCCCCUCUCCUGUCCAGCAGCCGCAGUUUACUGUCAUCUCACCCAUCACUAUCACCCCCGUCGGUCAGUCAUUCUCUAUGGGCAAUGUUCCAGUGGCUACCCUCAGCCAGGGCUCCAGUCCUGUGACUGUCCACACACUGCCUUCUGGCCCUCAGCUCUUCCGAUAUGCCACAGUGGUUUCCUCUGCCAAGAGCAGCUCGCCAGACACAGUGACCAUCCACCCUUCGUCAAGCUUGGCACUGCUGAGCUCCACCACUAUGCAGGAUGGUAGUACCCUGGGCAACAUGGCCACCAUGGUGAGCCCUGUGGAGCUGGUGGCCAUGGAGUCUGGCCUGACUUCAGCAAUCCAGGCUGUCGAAAGCACCUCGGAGGAUGGUCAGACCAUCAUUGAAAUUGACCCAGCUCCAGACCCUGAGGCCGAAGACACUGAGGGCAAAGCAGUCAUCUUGGAGACAGAGCUGAGGACUGAGGAGAAAGUGGUGGCCGAGAUGGAAGAACACCAGCAUCAGGUCCACAAUGUGGAGAUUGUGGUUUUGGAGGACUAACUAGGGAUGGGGCCAAGAGCUAUGUUUUGGUUUGGAAUUUUAAUUAUGUUUAUUUUUAUCAUUGUCCCACUCAUUUCCACAUAGAACCUUUUUUUAAAAAAAAAAACAAACUACAAAAUCUCGUUGUAACUGACAAUGUUGGGUUCCUCCUACCCCCUCACUGACAGACAAAUGGACAGAACAAGCUACCUUUCCUGAAGUUAGGAACAGGUCAUCCAGUGUCCUAAUCAUCUUACCCCAAGGAAGGUAUUGCUUUUAGGGGAGGCGUCAAAAUAACCAGGAACCCUUUCCAGAAUAGUCUGUCUGUGUACACAUGCAUGGUCUCACUCUUGUAAAGAUGCAUUGACCAAACUCUGGAACACAGACCUGACACCGGAAGACGACUGCUCCCACAUGGAUAUAGAAGGGUGCUUGCCUCUGUAUCCUGGAUGUGGCCUCAGAGGCCAGUGCAAAACUCGGAAGCAAAAGGAAGUUGAACUCUGCUUAGAGUGGAAAGUAGCAUGCCAUCAUCAGCUUAAAAGGGGAAGUCCUUUAACAAGGAGAGGGCAAGGAGGGAUCUUCCAAAGGAGCAUCUGGUGCCCCUCGAGCUCUUUGAGGGUUGGGUUCCAUUUUGAGAAGAGUGACAUGCAGAAGGGCACACAGAAAUCAAGGGGUUGUCAAAACUGUGCUUUAGGGACAGCUCACCUUGCCCCCAGCCUUGUCAAAGCGCUCACCCUCCUUACAGAAUUGUCAGUCGGUUCCUGUGCAGACUGAUGUGGUGCACAUUGCUCUAGUUCUUGGACUGUGGCUGUCAUGGGGUGGGGCUCCAAGGCCAUCAUUUUUGUUUCUUGACUCCAGGAAUGGCAGAGUUCCUCAUGCAGACCAGCUGUUAUUUUGGGGAGCCCUGCAUUGCAAGUGUGGGGUGUGUGUGUGUGUGUGUGUGUGUGUGUGUGUGUGUGUACAUGUUUUGGCUUUGGAACCAAACACAGUCACUCACUUGGUGCUUCCCCUUCUCUUCAUCCUUCAGUCUCCUGGAUCCCACGCUCUGCAGCGUUUUGGCUGAUUUGGAGAACAGUGACAGGUGCCUGCCUGCCUCCAUUCCCUUUGAGAGUCACUUCUUCCGUUUAUGCCACAGAUGCUUCUGGGAGAUACUGAGCUCAUAAAAAGACUUAGGCUUGGCAGGGAAGACUGGAAACACCCCCAGCCUUCCCUGAGGCAUGGACUAGAUGUCUCCUGAGUGAGCUGGACUCCCUGGGAAAGAAACAUUGUCUGUGACAAUUAAGUCUGGGAGUGGGGGCUUCUUGCUAAAUGUUGUUUGUAUAUUUAGACCUGGGUCACGUUCCGUGCUGAGAUCCCUUCUCUUUGACUCUCUUCAGUGUUGGGGAAGAGUGGACAAUUUGAUUUCUUUAAUUAUCAGUUCCUGAUUUCUUUAAUUAUAUUGUUUACUGUAAUAGGGAAAAUAUAGAUACUCUACAGAUGACUUAAAGAAUAGGCCAGAAAAGCACACAGCUUAGGAGUUGGAACAUUUAUUAUUAUUAUUAAAAGUAAAAUUUUGACCUUAGUUUCUUAAAAAAAAAAAAAAAAUAGAGGAUGCCUACCUUAACCUGUCUUCCUACCUGUGGGUUUUGGAAGCUGUAAAGCAACUAACUGUUCUCCCAUCUCUUAGAUGGCCAUAUAUAGCCAGAGAAGGCUUCAGGUCACUCUGGAGACCCUAAGAGUGGGAUUUCUGAACUCAAUUCAGAUGUGUUUCAGAUUUAAAACUUGUCUUUUCAGAAUAUUUAGUUGGGCUGGGACAGAACUUAGUUGGUAAAGUUCUUGCCUAGCAUUCAUGAAACCCUGGCUUGAGUCUCUGCCAUGAAAUAAACUGGGCGUGUGGGCACAUGCCUUUGAUCCUUGGGAAGUAGAAACAGGAGACUCAGAAAUUCAAGGUCAUUCUCAGCUCUGUAGCAAGUUCAAGACUAACCUGGGAUACAUAAAAUGCUGUCUCAAAAAAAAAAAAAUGUGUUUCGAACAAGCUUUUGGUCCUUUAUGCAUUUUUAGUGAAGGAACUGGAAUUUCUGGCUUCCUUAGAUUUUCUGUUAAUUCAUAAGAAUUUUUAUUAUAUGUAUUUAUGUGUGUGCGUGUGUGCGUGUGUGCGUGUGUGUGUGUGUGUGUGUGUGUGUGUGUGGUGUGUGUCUGUGUGUGUGUGUGUGUGUGUGUGUGUGGUGGAGAGCUUGCUAUAGUGUGUGUGUGGAGGUCAGAGAACAAGUUGCAGGAGUCAGUUCUCUCCUUCCACCAUGUGGGUCCUGGGAAUUGAACUCAGGUUGCCAGGCUUGGUGGCAAGCACCAUCAUCCACUGAGCCCUCUUGCCAGCCCUAAAAGUUUCAGGGUAAGUCUGAAACUAUUACUUGAACCUAGAAAGCCACAUCUCAUUCCUGUUGUACUCUUUAGGUCAUUUCUCUUUUCCAGAGAUGAAAGAACCAAUUCGGGACACGGGAGGAGCCCUAGAGAAUAGAGACAGUCUUGUUCAGGUCCUUUCUUUUGCCCAUCACAGCUGUUGUAGCAUAAAAGGUCGUGUGAGCAUCAUGCUUCCAAAGUCAGGUGUCCUCUGGAGACAGCCUGUUUACUUUAAACAUUCUGGCAGGUGGAUUACAUGAGUUUUGUUGUUUUCUGGUCUUCCAAUUGCUGUCAUUGCUAGCUGCUGUGGUACUGUGAGAUCUCUCACAGCCCUGGUCUAGAUGAUUUCAGAUGGGGUGAGACACUUGCAAGUUACUGAUGUGUGAAUAAGCAAUUGCAAUGAAAUUACUCCUCAGGCUGACUUGAUGGUAGCUAUCUUUUCUCUAGCCAUUCAUUAAAUAAACAUUUGUAAGUACUAUCUA